AUGACACUUUUUUUCUCUUUAUACCUAAUCUUCGCCACCUUGUUCACCAAUGUGACUGCUCUGGCUUUCCACAGACGAUAUUCAAGUGUAAAGAUUCAAUCGUACCGUUCGUCCUUAUGUCUAUCCCCAAAAGGCUCACCUCUUGCUUGGACCAAUGGAGUUCAGGUUACGACUGUGGAAUGUAACACCGCCGUGGAAUGGGAUAUCAACCCCGGAGCUGGCAGCAUCAUUGUCAGCGGAACGGACCUCGCGUUAGAUGCUGGAUCGGGAGAUAACAACAGCUUGGCAGUCAAAAUCUGGCAAUCCUACCCUUCUUUGUUUCAGCAAACCUGGUACCUCACCAACGAUGACCGGAUCGCCAUCGCCGGAGGCACUCAAUGUCUUGAUGAAGGAGUCAAUGGUCCACAAACUUACGUAUGCACUACUGGUAAUACCAAUCAAAGUGAGCCACACCACGAUCGUCUAUACAGGUGUCUAUUCUGUCCUGAUGAGAGUACUGGGCGUUGUUUUAGUAUGGAGAAUCAUAGCUUCUACACCCGCAGACCCCGUAGUGUCCCUGCUAUCCCUGUGGGCACUAUAUAUCCUGAUCCAUCUGCUGAAUUGGGGCGUCGCAUUCAUCCAUAUGGAAGACAGGAUCUUUGUGUGAUGUUGGGCAAUGGCAUCGCGGUGGCUCAGCAAUUGGUGGAUAUUGCCUACUGCGUGGCUAACAAUUCCCCAUACGCUUCCCUCCAAUUGUGGAAUAUCACCCUCAAUGUGCCCUCGCUCAUUUCGCUUCAAUCUCACCCCAACCUAUGUCUGAACGCAGGUCAGACGACAAAGAAUGGGACUCGACUUGUCACUUCUCGAUGUGACACACUAAACUCUCGACAGAAAUGGUUGUGGGACGGUACGACUCUGUAUUUGGACUCGCCCACCCCUAAGGAAGCAUGGCGAUUGUGUCUAGACGUGGAAUACAACUCCACGCGAACUCCGCAAAGACCAUAUGAUAGAUUGGAAAGGCUGCAGAUGUGGGGAUGUGUUGAAGGAAGUCAUCAGCAGAUAUUUUCGGUGACAGGUGACCACCCCACCGAUGAUUGUGAUUAA
Messenger RNA from Kwoniella shivajii, 1083 nucleotides. RefSeq lists its product as uncharacterized. Lineage: Eukaryota; Fungi; Basidiomycota; Tremellomycetes; Tremellales; Cryptococcaceae. The record is from RefSeq and is a predicted model, not a curated record. Bases 1 to 1083 code for a protein of 360 amino acids. The transcript is spliced from 6 exons.